This is a messenger RNA of Schistocerca gregaria, 1605 nucleotides long. Its product is annotated as arylsulfatase B-like. The transcript has 8 exons. The record is from RefSeq and is a predicted model, not a curated record. The annotation marks the transcript as partial. NCBI's taxonomy places the organism in Eukaryota, Metazoa, Arthropoda, Insecta, Orthoptera, Acrididae.
AGGUCUCCGCACAUUAUUUUCAUCAUUGUCGACGACAUGGGUUGGAACGACGUGAGCUUCCACGGCUCUGACCAGAUACCUACCCCGAACAUCGACGCACUGGCCUACCAUGGGGUCAUCCUGAACCAGCACUACGUGCAGGCCAUCUGCACGCCUUCCAGGGCAGCCCUCAUGACGUCCAGGUACCCAGUCCGCAUAGGUAUGCAGGGUGUGCCGAUAUACGCAGCGGAACCACGCGGCCUUCCCGAAGGCAAGAUCCUGCCGCAGUACCUGAAGGAGCUGGGCUACGUCACCAGGGCCGUGGGCAAGUGGCACCUGGGCUACCACAUGAAGGAGCUGACGCCCACGUUCCGCGGCUUCGACUCCCACCUCGGCUACUGGAACGGCUUCGUCGGUUACUACGAUUACAUCCUGCAAGCCGGGAACCUCAACGGGUACGACCUGCGGCGCAACAUGAGCACCGCGUGGGACCUCUCUGGGCGCUACGCCACCGACGUCUUCACAGAGGAGGCCGAGCGGCUGAUCGCGGACCACGACGCCAGGAAGCCGCUCUUCCUCUACCUGGCGCACCUCGCGAUGCACGCCGGGAAUCCAGCGAGGCUGCUGGAAGCUCCGCAAGAGUACGUCAGUCGCUUCAGCUACAUCUCAGACCCGAACCGACGGGUGUACGCAGGGGCGAUGGCCAAGCUGGAUGAGUCCGUGGGGCGAGUGGUGACGGCGCUGGAGCGACGUGGCAUGCUGGAGAACUCCGUCAUCGUCUUCUCCUCAGACAACGGAGCGCCCACGAUCGGCGAAUACCCCAACUGGGGCUCCAAUUACCCUUUUAGAGGACUAAAGGAGACGCUUUGGGAGGGCGGGGUUCGUGUCGCGUCGCUGGUGUGGAGUCCGCUGCUGCAGAACACGCCCAGGGUGUCCCACCAGCUGAUGCACAUCACCGAUUGGCUGCCCACGCUCUACUCUGCCGCCUGUGGUGACGUAUCCUCGCUGCCCCGUGACCUUGACGGCGUGGACCAAUGGGAGGCGCUGGUAAAGGGCACGCUGUCCCGCCGCACGGAGCUGCUGCUCAACGCCGACGAGUCGAGUGAGACGGCCGCCGUCCGAGUCGGAGACUGGAAGCUCGUCGUAGGAACGCUGCAGAACGGCUCUCUGGACGGCUUCUUAGGUGCCUCUGGGAGAGAGGACGCAGCCCACACGCCGCCUUACGACCCAGAGGCCAUAGCCUCGAGCCCCUGCGGGCGCGCAGUGUCGCGAGCUGUAGGCGCCGCGACGCCUGCAGACGCCAUGCUGCGGCUGCGACGCGACGCCACCGUCAGCUGCGCGUCCAACUCGUCGACGCCGCGGUGCGUGCCCAGGUCCAGCUACGAGGCGUGCCUCUUCAACCUGAGGGAGGACCCCUGCGAGCAGGAGGGCGUGGUGGCCGGUAGCCAGCCCCUCCUCAAGGACUUCCUGCUGGAGCGCCUCGUCGCCCUGCGGACGCCCUGGGUACGGCAGGCAGACCUUCUGCUGCAGAACUCAGUUGCCGAUCCUGCCCGCUUCAACAACACCUGGUCGCCCUGGACAGACUGCCUGUGGGACUACACCUAUUCUUUCUGCAACCACGUCUGA